AUGCAGUAUCUUGUCAAGAAUCCCCGCCGCUCCCGGAAAGGCUUUUGCAUUGUCUACGACUAUGCCAAUGUUGACAUGGGAGAUGGGGAUGCUGGAACAGCCUUCAGUACUCAAGACAGAGCAAAGUUACGGUCGCGCGAGGAGGCCGGCCAGGAUAGGGAUACCGAGAGCAUGGAUUUGGCUGUGAUAACAGCAGUGAUGUGCGAAGACACCGAAACACAGAAGCAAAGGCAGAAGCGCAGUCGCAUCACUGCCAACCCUGUGAUCGCAAACACCACACUUCACUCACGGCUUUCUUCCGAAGAUGGUAAAGGCCGGUUCCAAGCUCUCCUCAUCAGUGCCUGCCUUGACGGCGACUACGAAAGAAUAAGAUACGGGAGAAUGUUCACUUCUCAUGUCUUUCGGACGCUCCUACUGAAUCCCACGCUUGCGAGUCUUGUCUUAGAAAAGCUUGUGGAUGCUCAUAUGUCUCGGCUCUUCAAGACUUCCCCAUUCCACAGCCUCGCCUUGAAGACCCACGUUCAUUUCACGUCGCGAUCUCGUUUACAACGUCCGUCCCGGGCAACCGGAAACCUGAUGAUCGCCUUUUUUUCGGCGCUUGCCGGCACUGCUCUUGUCAGUGGACAUCACCUGGGACUUGUCCAACAUGAUAUACGACAGUUGGCCCCGGAGCCUGCUUCUUAUUGCUUCACGUACUUCAGCUGUUACUUGGCCGCCGUAAACACCCCACAGCUCCCGUAUCCAUUGCCCGGGGGUGUUGUGACGACUAUCACAUCGAUCGUGUCGGUACCGACCUUGGUCCCAACUUUCAUAACGCCACUUCCGACGACAUCACUGUCGUCGAGCUUGACGUCAACUUCCAUUACAACUCCUGGACCGUCGCCGCUGCCCGGCCCUGCUGAUAUCAUACUCGCUAUCAUUCCUGGGAUCGUGGGUCGAGCGCUGGAGAAGCGGACGCCAGUGAAGAGAGAUGCCGGGGGGUUCAUCAGUGAUACUGGCGAUCCGAAUCCUCAGGAUUGCAAAGCUGCCACUGUAUACAGACUAGAUUCUGGAACACUGCGGGAGUCGGCCAGUCUCACCUUCUCAAUUUUUGCAGAUGUGGGCACGGGCUUCGCGGAGUUUCGCUCCCGCGAUUCGACUAAUGCUGGCGCCAACAUUAUAGCGACAACCUUCUCAAAUGACAACUCAAUUCUCCGUUGGUUGAACCCCGCCUUCUCCGGCGGCGAGGCUGGUUUCUGCCAGGUCGCUGCAACGGGCCAGGUGUACGCCACUUUCGUGGCGUCGCCAGUAGGGUUGCCAGCAGGAUGCUCGCCAAUCCGUAUUUCUGUUCUCGAUCGUAAGUUGAACUCUGUCAGGCUUGGAAUCAGCAGCUAA
Molecule: messenger RNA, 1374 nt
Organism: Diaporthe amygdali
Lineage: Eukaryota; Fungi; Ascomycota; Sordariomycetes; Diaporthales; Diaporthaceae
Exons: 5
Coding region: 1-1374 (457 amino acids)
Source: RefSeq, a predicted model, not a curated record